AUGGCUCCUGUGAUGUGACAGUUUGCUAUUUCGAUGAUGCGUGGUAUCUGUGGAUUAGGUGAAAAAUAAAAAGUAUAUAAACUUUUGGGUAACGUCGAGUUUAUGUAACAGUGCAACAAUGUCUGGUUAUACUGGCCAGGAAAAUUACUGGGAACAACCGUACCCAGCCCAACAAAAUUUCGAUUCCUCUGGCUUCGAGCAACCUAACCAACAAUUCGAAUUUCAAACAUAUAGCGACCAACAAUCCGAUAAUUAUUCUUUGUAUGGUCAGAAAAGUUAUCUGAGCAAUAGUCAAAAUGCGUACAGAGAUGGUAUGUACGACCAGGAUGAUUUUACAAAAACAGGUUCCAACGGAUUUGUGGACGAGGAGGAGGAACCGCCGCUUUUGGAAGAACUAGGCAUAGAUCCCGAUCGAAUAUUACAGAAAACAUUGGCCGUUUUGAAUCCAUUUCACAGAAGAGGACAAAUCGACGAUGCAAAUUACUUGCUGCAAGAUUCUGAUUUGGCUGGACCAGUGUCAUUUUGCUUAGUACUCGCGGCGUUUCUUUCCAUAGCUGCCUCGAAGGCAUAUUUUGGUUACGUGUAUGGCUUAGCAGUGAUAUCGUGUAUAUUAAUGUAUAUUCUUUUGUCGUUAAUGAGCAAUACAAGCAAUAUCACAUUAUCAGCUGUAGCAUCUAUUCUGGGGUACUGUUUAUUACCUGUGGUAGCACUCGCCGGUUUAAGUAUUUUUAUUAAACUACAAGGCUCUAUCGGACUACUUGUUGCUAUACUUGCUGUUGCUUGGGCAACACUUUCCGCAUCCAGAUUUCUUUCUACUAUAUCCGGAGAACAAAACCAACGCCUCCUCGUUGCUUAUCCUUGUGCUCUUUUAUAUGGCACCUUUACAUUGAUAGUGAUAUUCUAAUAAAAUCUAAGGAACUUGUUUGAAUUAAAUUUUUUCAUAUAAAUAGCCUUGUUCCAUUAAAUACUUGCAGCAUAUGAAUGAUAUCUCCUCCUGAAAAGCUUUUGAUUUAUGUAAAAAGUUUUAUAUGGAUAUAAUAAUAAAGAGCAGCACUCCCAUUCUAAUUCGAUACUUUUAUAAUCAUUGAUCGAUAUGUGAACUAUCAUCAUUUCAGUCUAUUCAAUUUAUUACAAAUAUAUUCAAAGUACAUAAUAGCGUGGAUGUAUCUAUGUAGUAACACGAUUUAUACUUCAUAUGUAUCAUAUUUUAAAAUAUACCAUAAUAGUUUUGUGUAUUUGAUUA
Hylaeus anthracinus is the source of this 1243-nucleotide messenger RNA. It is a transcript of the gene Yip1d1, whose product is annotated as protein YIPF5 homolog. The record is from RefSeq and is a predicted model, not a curated record. Gene Ontology annotation, biological process: endoplasmic reticulum to Golgi vesicle-mediated transport; vesicle fusion with Golgi apparatus. Gene Ontology annotation, cellular component: trans-Golgi network. Bases 119 to 904 code for a protein of 261 amino acids. The transcript has 2 exons. NCBI's taxonomy places the organism in Eukaryota, Metazoa, Arthropoda, Insecta, Hymenoptera, Colletidae.